Messenger RNA from Jaculus jaculus (lesser Egyptian jerboa), 2609 nucleotides. It is a transcript of the gene Dnaja3, whose product is annotated as DnaJ heat shock protein family (Hsp40) member A3. The transcript is spliced from 12 exons. Gene Ontology annotation, cellular component: mitochondrion. The coding region runs from base 3 to 1448 and encodes 481 amino acids. Lineage: Eukaryota; Metazoa; Chordata; Mammalia; Rodentia; Dipodidae. Gene Ontology annotation, biological process: response to heat; mitochondrion organization; negative regulation of apoptotic process. The record is from RefSeq and is a predicted model, not a curated record. Gene Ontology annotation, molecular function: heat shock protein binding; ATP binding; protein kinase binding.
AAAUGGCUGCGCGGUGUUCCUCACGCUGGUUGCUAGCGGCGGCCGGCGGGACCCCCAGGCUGCCGGCUGCAGCGGGGAGAGCGGUCCGGCUGCUCCGGGGGUCCGUAGUGGGGGCGUCACUGGGUCGCAAGCUGACCGUCGCGGCCUUUUCGCUCUCGCCGGGUGCUCGUGGCCCCCGGGGGCUGCUGACAUUGAGACCGAGCGUCAGCCUCGCAGGAGCAAAACAAUACCCUUCUGUAUGUGCUGCACCCUUCCACACGAGUGCCUCUUUGGACAAAGAUGACUAUUACCAGAUAUUAGGAGUACCCCGAAAUGCCAGCCAGAAAGAUAUCAAGAAAGCCUAUUACCAGCUUGCCAAGAAAUAUCACCCUGACACAAAUAAAGAUGAUCCUAAAGCCAAGGAGAAGUUCUCCCAGCUGGCAGAAGCAUAUGAGGUGUUGAGUGAUGAAGUAAAGAGGAAGCAGUAUGAUGCCUAUGGCUCUGCUGGCUUUGACCCUGGGGCCAGCAGCUCUGGGCAGAGCUACUGGAGGGGAGGCCCUUCUGUGGACCCUGAGGAACUCUUCAGGAAGAUUUUCGGGGAGUUCUCAUCCUCAUCUUUUGGAGAUUUCCAGAGUGUGUUUGAUCAGCCUCAGGAAUACAUCAUGGAACUGACAUUCAAUCAAGCAGCCAAGGGCGUCAACAAGGAGUUCACCGUGAACAUCAUGGACACCUGUGAGCGCUGCGAUGGCAAAGGGAACGAGCCAGGAACCAAGGUGCAGCAUUGCCACUACUGUGGUGGCUCUGGCAUGGAAACCAUCAACACGGGCCCUUUUGUGAUGCGUUCCACGUGUCGGCGAUGUAGUGGCCGAGGCUCCAUCAUCACAAAUCCUUGUGUGAUCUGCAGAGGAGCAGGACAAGCCAAGCAGAAGAAGCGAGUGAUGAUCCCUGUGCCUGCAGGAGUUGAGGAUGGCCAGACUGUGAGGAUGCCUGUGGGGAAACGCGAGAUUUUUGUCACGUUCAGGGUGCAGAAAAGCCCUUUGUUCCGGAGGGACGGUGCAGACAUCCACUCUGAUCUCUUUAUUUCAAUAGCACAGGCUCUUCUUGGUGGGACAGCCAGAGCCCAAGGCCUGUAUGAGACGAUCAAUGUGACGAUCCCAGCUGGGAUUCAGACAGACCAGAAGAUCCGCUUGGCUGGAAAAGGAAUUCCCCGGAUUAAUAGCUACGGCUAUGGUGAUCACUACAUUCACAUCAAGAUUAGAGUUCCAAAGAGACUAACCAGUCGACAGCAGAGCUUGAUACUGAGCUACGCAGAAGAUGAGACAGAUAUGGAGGGGACAGUGAACGGUGUUACCCAUACAAGCACUGGUGGCAGGACCAUGGAUAGCUCCACAGGAAGCAAGGAUAGGCGUGAGGCUGGGGAGGAGAAGGAGGGAUUCCUUUCCAAACUUAAGAAAAUGUUUAUCUCCUGAUAAUCCCUCCCAGCUGAGGAAAACGGUCCACUGGAAACUAGGCCAGGAACAGCAGCCCUCCUCUUGGACCUCAGAGCUGGAGGGUCCUGGAGCAGCCCUGAGCCCGCCUGCAGAGCCCUGCACUGCCUAGCAACAGCAGAACCGUGUAAUGACACUUCUCUGUAGGGACAGCCAUGGUGGACAGCCUCUGGGCAGUGACAUGUAGCCCCCAAGGACUGGUGGAAAUUUCUUGUCCACCACCAGAAGACACCUCUUUUGGCUCAGGCAGGGUAAGAAAUUCGGACUCUUCUUGCAGCACUAAAAGCAAUUUGGAAUUAACUAUGGUGGAGAUCUUAAAAGAAUUAAAAGUCACGCUUAUAGCUUAAAAGUGAAGCCUUAAGACACAUCGGGUUGUGAAGUGAUUAAUUUCCUUCUCAGAAAAUCUCCCAAAGAUUCUGCAUUACAUCCUUCUUAAGGUGGUCUCCGCCAGCAGCCAGUGACUACACACCCCACCAACACCGCCUUCCCCACAGCCUCUGCUGAGGCAACAGUCAUUUCUCUGGAGUUUGUUUGGAUUCCUGAAGGUACUGAGCAGCUGGAAAGUGGGUGCUAAGACCUAGUGCGGCAUACCUGUGGAACACAGUCCUUCUCUCCUCACCUCAGAUGGCUGUUUGCCCGACUGCUAAGUACAGCUGGCUAUGGUGUAGGGGGUGAGAGUCCUGACCUCUUCUAAGCUGGAGCCACCAUGGCCAUGUGGGGCAGAUUUUAGCCUCUGUGGGAAUCCAGACGUUUGCCAGCUAGGGCUUGAUUUUCCCCAUUCAACAUUAUUAGCAUCUGUUUUCCAAAGUGUGGUUAAAUUACUCAGUGCUAAGAAUCAUUGUCUUUUCCUGUGUAAAUGUUCAUGAGGAGAAAGCAGUGUUAAGCUGAUGAAGGCGCCCCACUGUGCCCCAGAGCAAACCCUGUCCCCAGCCUGUGCUGGUAGCAUGUUGCGGUUUCCGUGUGUUCCAAGUCCUCAAGCUCGCUAGCGUAAGACAGGCUAAAGAACACUUUCUCAGUAGUUUCUUCCUUUUCCUUUACAAUUUACAAGAGGAAAACAUUUAUUAGUGUCUGACUUAAGAAUGUAAAAUGAUUCUGUAUCAAUGUAAAUAAGAUGAUCUGCUACAAAAGAUAUUUAAGCUUAAA